Messenger RNA from Spirometra erinaceieuropaei, 15709 nucleotides. The record is from the annotation of a GenBank genome assembly. NCBI's taxonomy places the organism in Eukaryota, Metazoa, Platyhelminthes, Cestoda, Diphyllobothriidea, Diphyllobothriidae.
AUGCAGGAGGAGGAGGAGGAGGAGGAGGAGGAGGAGGAGGCACAAUUAGGUAGGAAUUACAAAGAUUGUAAGGGCGAAUUACAGGGGUUAGGAGCGAAAUACAAUGAAGAUUUGAACUGUGAUUAAUGUGAAAGAGGUGAGCCUGCUUUUAGUAUCCGGAUCCAGAGAAAUUUUAUGUUAACUGCCUGACAUCUGUCCAAGUAGGAAACAUUUGGUUUUGCCACGCUAAAAAGUCUCCUAGUAAAGAGUCUUUGGCAAUUUCCUUUUUUGGACGACAAGUCUCUUUUAUCAAACCACGGAAAGCACAAAAAUACUCAAGACUUGGAAGAUAAAACACUCGAUUAAGUCUUAAUUUAAUUUCAGGAAGAUAGAAAUCAUGACAAAUGAAACCACAAACCUGGGCAGCUUCGGCCUCAGUUAUGUCGGUGAGAGAUUUAGAUUAUUGGUGUAGCUUUAAACUAAGCCCUUGGUGGUGGCACAUACGGCCAUAAGACUGCCUUGGAAAACCACUGGUUGGGGCAGACUUUCCGGUCCAAAACACAUACAGUUCCAUAAAUGUGACUCUAUGGAGGGAAUUCCAUUAGCCAUUCUGAGCUCCAUGCUGAGAGAGCAAGCAAGGUUGUGUGGAUUUAAUCUAGGCAAUAGCGGGUCGUAGAUUGAAUGAAUGGAUAUAUGCAUUUGAGGUCAGCGGCAUAAACACGAGGUUGUUGGUGUCUAACUGCUGACGAAUUAUCAUAAGUGUAGAGCAGAAACGGAAGGCGACAUAAAACGGUACCCUUUAGGACACCACUUAACAGAUGGCUCUGGUCAAAAUAAAUAACGGCCAUAGAUAGAUUAUUAUUACGAAUAGAAGAUUCAGGAACGACAUAUGAUAAGUUUCACAAGAGCGGUCGAGUACGGAGCCAUAUUCGGGAGAUCUGAUGAAUUUACUGGCUGUAAAAAGGCAAUAAUCGUCAAAGCAACCAUUUUUUCAAAGCUGUUGACGAAAGAAUGCGCUUUAUGGACACGUCGACAGCUUUUAACAUCAGAACAACAGCCAUAUUUAAAUACUGGUAUAAAAAUAGAAAUGUUUCAAUAGGUAGGAAAGAAACCCUUCUCGAGAAAGACUGAAAAGAAUUUGCUAAGCAGAGAAGUAAAAUUUCUUAGCUGCCUAAUAAGGGAGUUCGGGAUGUUGCCAGUUCCUACUGAGUGCAGCUUAGUAAGCUGGCGUAUAAGUUUAUGAAUAUUCGCAGGAUCAAAUUCAUUAGCUAUGAGUGAAGCAUCACACGACGGAGGAAUUGAAGGAAUGGGGUUAAUUUCAAUGGUGAAAUGAUUGGCACAGAAUUAACUUAACAAAUCUACUUUUCCUGACUUUGCUGUUAUGAAGGUCUAGUAGGAACUAAGGAAAGGUGGAAUGACUUGAUGGGACUUAGUUAACGAUCUUUGGCAGAGGACACGAGCUACAGACCUAGAAGGAGUCGCACCACUGAUAGCCAAACACUCCCUACGCCUAUCACGCACGAAGUUCCCUUUUAUAGCUAAUUCAAAUAUUUCAGCUACUUUAAGGUAAAUCGAUAGUAAGUUUAGAGCAAAAUAUUUGAGUUACUUCUGCAGUUUCUACCGUCUGUAUUUUAAGAAGACGCGGCACAGCAGACAACGUGGAACUCGAUUCAAACGUCUUCAGCGGAAUGUGAUCGUGAAGACCUUCUUUUGCGCCUUCGAAUAAAUUGUAGCAAAUUCGGAUCAUUGAUUGAAGAAAUAAUAUGCCAACGGGUUCAAAAUUAUGUGGGGAUCGGUAAUGGUUUUGAAAAACGAAUCAUACUCUUCCUUCGAGCAUAAAAUUAGAAGAAAAAGACGUCAUUUUCUGCCGUAAGAGCAAAAGAAUUUAUAUUUGUAUGCAUUUCUUCUACGAAAUAUAGUUGAAUAUUUAAGGGCAUUGAAAAUCAAUGAGAAAACUUCAUGCUACUUAAGUAGUCAUUUUUGUGGAGUAUAGUUUUUGCAUGGAGUCGAAAGAAGUUCAUCCAAAAGCCGGUAUUCUAAGAAAACGGAAUUACCACACAAUUAUGUUGCAUGAUGAUGAGUAGCCUUACAAAGCUACUUGAGUAAUCUUUUCGAAACGAAAACGCAUUUCGGAAUUUCGGUCGACAGUUCAUGAGCUAGCCCACCCACUGUAUUUGGGCAUUAUUCAUGAACAGGAAUGCUAUAUUAUGGGUGGAAAGAAUAGGAGGCAUAAAAAUUGGGUUUUAAGAAUACUGAGCAUAAUUUGAGAGUGAGGUGUAUUAGGAAACUGAAUAAAUGGUCUUGAAAAUCUGUUUUCAUUAUUAGCAGGCUCUAUUAUUUAGGGAUUCAGGCUAGAUGUUGAGUUGGAGAAAUUAUUUACGACAUUCUAUACUCGCAUUUUACAGGAUGGUGGGUUAAUGGACAUCCCAAAUGUGGUGACAUCCUUAAAGUGAGAGUUUUGUAAAGGAACAAGUGAAGAUUUACCCAGCCUAUUAUCUGGCCUGUUUGAUUCUACCACUAGGUCAGACUUCAGGCCUGAUAUCUUAAUGGCUUCGCCGUACCUCGUAUGAAGUCUCUGGGCGGUCCUGACUAUUUGCUGUCGUAAAUACAUGUCCUGCGAUGACAUGCCGUCUCAUUCUGCUGUGUGCUUGCAUCUGGCAAACUUCAAAAGGCUAGGGAAAAUGUGCAAAGCGACCCCCAUAUACUUGCAUUUCGCGCGAUGGCGUGGUAGUUGAAUUCCCAACUAUGAUGAUUUCUUCAAACUGAGGACUCGAAAUAAGAAUACGAAAUGAUCUUCCUAGACUAUUAUCCGACUUAUUUGUAUUUAACACUAGGGCAGACCUGAGUGGCCUGAUGUCGAUAUGGCCCCGCCAUCGCUCCUAUGAAGUCUUUGCUUAGGCCUGAUUGCCUGCCGUCAGAAGCACGCGCUCUGUGAUGACAUGCCAUGAUGUAAACCACCGGCCUUAACAUACUGCAUCCUUUUGUAUAACAACACACUGUAACUGCUGACUUUUGAUUCAGAAAAUCAGGGACUUAUGGACGAUGCACCUUUUCCUCUUCGUUAGCUCCGUUGGUACCAAGUAAGCCACCUAUGAUGUCCAUGUGAUUUUUCAACACGUUACCGACUGAGCUUUCUGUAUUUAUGAAGCUCGUCCACACCAAAAUACAAGAAACUUUUCUUGAAAUGUGAAUAUCUACUUCCCAGUGCACUGCGAAUUUACAAACGUCCGUACCAAGCAACACUUUGUAAAUAUUAAUUUGCACACUUACACAGUAUAGGUUACCUCCACCAAAACAUUCAUUUUUUCAGAUGACCGCUGUAUUCGUCAGCCGCACGCCUGCACUUUUUCACCAUAUCGCACCAUACACCUGACUGUACUGGACUCAGUCAUUAAACAUUCCAUAUUUUGCUGAUGUUUUCACUGAUAUCGGAGAUAACAGGGACGUUAAUUUUCUAGGGGAUCAGUCGCGUUCGAUGAAGACCAACAGAUUUUAAUUUUAUGGCAUGGUGCUCCCCAGCGAUCAACAUAGGAAAUGGCCUCACUGUGAUUUGCACACUCGGCGACAAACACGGAAUGUUUGGGGCGAGUACGAUCUCAUCUUCUAGACUCUGAGAACACGACAGGAGUGGAGUCUAGGAUGUGAGUGAUCUAGAACAUAAAGUUGGCUUGCAUUCAACCACUGCCAAGGGCCGCAUUUCUGCAUCCGUGAGGGGGUUCAUACAUGAAGAAACUAAUCUAACCCACAAAUAUUGCAAAAAAGGCAUUGCGAGCAAGCGAAAUGACACAUAGUCUUGAGUAGAUCAGGUGAAGGGAAACGUAGAUAUGGUCGACAUUAUUGAAAAAUACAGCCGCAUUUCUCUGAAUAUUCCAAAUUUGAAUGUAAAAUAGUUUUAAGGUCUACAGGUAAACUUUUGUUUUACAACACCAGUAAAUUCCAUAUUUCGACAGUUUUUACAUUAUCUAAUUUAGGCUGCAGGAUUAGGGAAAGGCGCUGCCUGUUGUGCGACCAGUGCAGCGGGAACAAAGCAUUUCGGUGCCUCCGAAGUAGACAACCAUCCCGAAUGAGACCACUUAUGCGCAUAGGUUGGACUAGGAAUAGACGACAACACAACCGCACGAAAGCGUGGAAGUUCCAUAGUCUGGGACUGGUGAUUCAGAAUUUUACAUCUAAAAGUCUUUGAGAGCGAGGCUUCCUGCGUAGGGAACGACAGGUUUUGUUUCCCUUGCACUGCAUGCGCGUACGGAAAGUGCAUGCCAAUUAAGUAGUCACUUUUUACCGAGUAAGGUAUCUGCAGGAGGUCAAGAAGGAGUGCAUCCCAAAGCCGACAUUCUGGCGAGUCCGAAAUGCUAUAGGAUUAUGCCACACACUAAGCAGUAUUACAACCCCAUCUAAGUAAUCCUUCCUAAUCGAAAACCAAUUUCAGAAUUUCGGCCAACAUUUCAUGAGAUCGGUCACGCACUGUACAUGUCUGGCGCCACUACCUGGCUGUCUGUAUCCGUAGAUGUAGUCGGAUAGCUUCCAGAAAUCGUUUUUAAUUAGCUGUUCUAUCUUGACACACACAAUUUUCAUAUUGUUGCUUUUUAAUUUCCUCUGAAAUUAUCCAAGAACUUGGAGUAGAUCAGUUUAUUCAAGGUCUAUAGCCUCAAACCGAGAUUUUUUGUAUGAAUAUUUGGACCGAAGUCUAUCAGCCACAGCGGGUAACCGCGUACUGUUCGUUAUCUGCCGACAGGCAGCUAGUAGUAUAUUUCAGGUUAAUGUUAUACCAUAUAAACAUGCGUGUUUCGACGACAUUCUGCUGCUGCAUGGCGCAGCUGCGAGGGGUUAGGUUCGUCAGUGUGUGUCCCUCAGCAAACUCCUUCUGGUUUCUGGUUAAUACUCCAUAUCAGAAUGUGUCGCUUUAUUGGGAUAAACCAAAUGUCUAUUUGCAGGUUUGGCAUGCGUAUUUUCGCAAUAUUUCUGGAUUAGAUUAGUUUCUUCAUGUAUGAACCCCCUCACGGAUGCAGAAAUGCGGCCCAUGGCAGUGUUUGAAUGUAAGCCAACUUUAAGUUCUAGAUCACUCACAUCCUAAACUUCACUCAUGUCGUGUUCUCAGAGUCUAGAAGAUGAGAUCGUACUCGCCCCAAACAUUCCGUGUUUGUCGCCGAGUGUGCAAUUCACAGUGAGACCAUUUCCUAUGUUGAUCGCUGGGGUGCACCAUGCCAUAAAAUUAAAAUCUGUUGGUCUUCAUCAAACGCGACUGAUCCCCUAGAAAAUUAACGUCUCUGUUAUCUCCGACAUCAGUGAAAACAUCAGCAAAAUAUGGAAUGUUUAAUGACUGAGUCCAGUACAGUCAGGUGUAUGGUGCGAUAUGGUGAAAAAGUGCAGGCGUGCGGCUGACGAAUACAGCGGUCAUCUGCAAAAAUGAAUGUUUUGGUCGAGGUAACCUAUACUGUGUAAGUGUGCAAAUUAAUAUUUACAAAGUGUUGCUUGGUACGGACGUUUGUAAUUUUGCAGUGCACUAGGAAGGGAAUAUUUGCAAUUAAAAAGGCAAAUACGUGCGUUUUCUUAAGGACGAGCUCUUAUUUACUUCAUAAAUUCACAAAAUUCAUUCUUGAAGGCAUUGAGAAUAUCACAUGAAACUCGAAAGUCGGCGUACUAGGUAGCAACGAAGAUAACAUCGUAUUAUUGUAUAAUCAACUGCACCGUGCUCAUUUCAGCGGCAUGUGAUCAGGGAUCUAAGAGAUGUAUCGCGGUCUUCUGUCAAAAUGCGUGUAGGCGGCCUUUGGCGAGGGACGAUGUUUUCGUGGCAAGUCAAAUGUCAUCCCGUUAAGUCUGCAGGAUUAGGGAAAAGCACUGCUUGUUGUGCAACCAGUGCAGCGAGAACAAAGCAUUUCCGUUCCUCCGCAAGGGACAACCAUUCCGAAUGAGACCACUUAUGCGCAUAGGUAGGACUAGGAAUAGAUGUCAAAACAGUCGCACGAUAUAAUAGAAGUUUCAUAGGGCGAUAGGGGUGAUUCAGCAUUUUUUAUUCAAAAGUCAUCGAGAACGUAGUUUUCUGUGGAGGAAACGUUAUGUUUUGUCCCCCUUGCACUGGCUACAUAAUAGCCAGUGUGUUUUCCAUAUCCAGUAGCCUAAACUAGACGAAGUGUGAUUUACUGCGAAAACAUCAUCCCUAGUCAAACAGCUGUAGGGGGCUUCACAUCGAGAGGCACCUUAUAGACCUGUGAUCACAUGGUUCUGAUCUGAUCAUACUGCAGCCUAUUGUACGGUAUUGCACCAUUUUUUUAACAUACAUGUACUUAGAUUUGUCCAGAAGUCGCAACCCUAGGGAUGGUUUUUCUCUCCCUCUACGGUAUCCUCUCUACUUACCUCGCAUACUAGGGCGGAUGUCCUGAUGUUAUUAUUUUGCGAUUUGUAUAGAACCGUCCUGUUUGUCAACUUUAAUUACGUCCUGCAGUUAUGCUGCUUGGGAGAUUUUGAUGAUUAAGUGUUAGGAAAUGUGUCUAGUAACAGACGUUUAUCUUUCAUUCACAAGUUCCCCUGCAAAUCCAUAACUUUUCUCGCGCCCAGCUCCUUUGCCCCCUCCAGCUGAAAAUUAUUAGCGAGCGAAAUCUGCACUUAUGAAAACGCUCACUGUAUUUCCUUCAAAGCGAGAUCAGUCGUGCAGCCAUGCCACAACUAAGAACUGCUGCCUUUGAGUUUUUUCCCAUAUGUUUCGUGUGCCACAGAAUCUUGGCCCACACUCCAUGUUGUUUCAACUCGGCGGCGCUAUAGAUAUUCUCAGCUUAUACAGACAAGACCGUGUAAAAUGUUGCGGUGGUUGUUUUCGUUACGUCAGAGCCUCACCUGCACGUUUACUUUAUGACACGAACGUUUCUUGCCUUUCAGUUCGGUAAUCCAUCCGCCAAAUACGACAGCUCAAACCGGACGUACAUAUAACCCUCCUCGUUACUCCAGACAUGAAAGCCACCUCUGCAAACCCUCUGAAAAAAUUGCAGAGACCUUAUUGAAUGUCAAGAUAAUCGAAGGCGAUUUUACUUUGCAAUAAACUGACUGGCAUAUAUAUACUUCCUCUUCUAAAUUCUAGGAGCUUCUGGAUAAUAUUUACUUAUCAAACCGGUUUCAACUUGUCCUCUCUUCGAUUAGAAACCAUUGGUGUCUUCCAGUUCCCAUUUUUACACAGACAGCAAUAGGACGUAGCUGUUUAGAUAUGCUAAUGUUAACAAGAGAUUUCUAAAUACCUUGGCUGUACUAACACAUAGAAUGAUGACUGAUAUUCUAAAUACAAUUCCGACUCAAUUAGAUUACUUAAGUUGGAUCGUAUUAUUGGUCACUGUUAUGUAUGGAAAACAGAAGGUUACUAGGAAAUAGGACGUGUACUGAGUACGAUAGACAGCACAAGUGAGGAGGCUUGUGGAAACGGACGGGUAUAUGGCAAGGGGGACUGUCAUAGGCUGAUGGGUGGCCAAUCAGCACAAAGAAGGUGUGAACAGGGGUCAUGACCUUGAUCGUUCGCUUGGCACGUGCUUGUGGCAUGAUGUCCUGACGGCCCGGCCAGGAUACGCAGCAGUCACCAUACCGCACAAUAUCAGAAUAUGUCAGAUACUUCAAGAGGCGGCAUUUGAACGUAUUUCUUUUCGUUCCCCUACAGAAACUAAACUGCGUAAAAAUGACUACUUAUUUAAUAUACAAUUAUCUCAUUGAUUUUCGAUUUCCUUAUAAAUUCAAACAUAGUUCAUGGAAAACAUGCGUAAAGACAUUCACCCUUUCAUAUAUUUGGUAGAAAAAUAUGUCCGCUUAAAAUUUUAUAUUCGAAAGAAGGGUAAAAUUUGGUUUUAAAAAUGUUUCCGAUUAUGCGAUUUUUAAGAGGACUAAAUGCCGGCUAAUAGAACAUCGUGCCUCUACAUUUACUAUUUCAUAUCCACUGCUAAAUUUUAUGGCAUCCUCUUAAUACCGUAGACCACUGCAUGGUUUUUCAUACACGGAAAAUAUGCAGCUUAUAAUUUGGAUACCCUGAAAGCCAACUGCAUGCGCAGGUCGUGAUCCGAAUUAUUCGGGAAUUUGGAUAGUUGUUUAAAGCCGAAUUAUACCCUCCCUUUGGGUAGAAAAUUUGAAGAAAACAGUUUUCUACAACAUAAAAUUAAUAUUAAUAUUUUGUGCAUGUUUCCAAUAAAAUAUUUAGAAAUUUAUAAGAGCAUCGAAAAUCAAUGAGAAAAUUUAUAUUAUAUGGUCAUUUUUUAGAGUGACUUUUCGCAGGCGCUGAAACGAAGCUCGGGCGAGAGCCGACAUCCUGAAAUAGAGGAAAUCUUAUGGCAUUAUUCUGCAUGGUGACCAAUAAUUCAACCCUACUUAAGUAAUCUUUUCGAGUCGGAGACGCAUUUCAGAAUUUCUGUUAACAUUUCGUGAGUUAGCACAUCUAAUUUAUAAGCACGCUCGAAUGGCACAUUAUUUUUCAAACAAUGAUCCGAAUUUUUUUCUCGAUCUCAUUUCACUAAGAACGUAUGAAUCGCGUGCCACUUCUUUUGCUGUCCAACACUUUCUUAAAAAGGUUGCGGAAGCAGCUUAAAGAUCCUCUCUUGGUCUCGAAGACAUUUUACUAGAAGACAGUUAAGCACGGCCAUCAAAAUAUUUCUGCUCGGAUAAAUGCCAGCUGACUAACCCAAAAUUUACGUGUGUUCGACGCCUAAGAGCAGACUUCUGUCUUCUCUUUUGCAUCGGUGAUAGUUCAAAUCUUCCUUAGAUUUCAGCCCCUACACCUGUUAUUCGCCCAUAAAAUCUUCGUAAUUCCUUCUUAAUUAUGCCUCCUCCCGCGUCCUCCACCUACAAGCAUUCCCUUUUAUUCGCUUCCAGGUAUACUUCCCUUUGAAAUAACCUUCCAGUAGAUACGAGAUCAUCAGAUAAUCUACAUACCUAUAAGAGAAGGCUGUGCCUUUAUCUGAAUACUGACCCGAUGAGACUUCUAAUUUCCCCAUCUUUUCCGGACAAGUUUCUGCAUGACAUAUAGAAAGGGCAGUCGGGGAUAAAGGACGCCGCCGCCCAAUUACCGCAUCCGCUAAUAUUCCCUUCUCUCUGUGUGUGGUUUUGUUUUCUACGAUCUCUCAUGAGAAAAUUCGAAUUUUUCGAUCUUUCAGUCCAUGCCUCGUGUCCCCCACAGCACGCGAUGUCCUACCUGAUAAAUCCCCUCAAAUAUGUACUGGGGGGAACGGUUUGACGUGCAGGCUUUAAGCACGUUUUGCUGAUCGCCAACCCCUAUCAGGAAUCCAUUCUAGCCUCUGAGAUUACGUGAUCCCAUCCCCUAAUCGGCGAUUUCGCGGUCAUUGAUGCCAUAUCUUUAUUUCGAUCCCAGGCGGUCUAUUGAACAUUUUGGCUAAAUCAUCUUUUUUCGCCACCUGCUAGUGGUUAGGUGAGUCAGAAAAGAGGUUUCAGUGUUGCAUCUCCCAUGACGCUUCUAUGAAUGCCUCAGAAAUUGGAAGAAAGAAAACAAGAUCAUUGGAACAAGAAGUUUACUGACCUGGCGUCUCGGAUUCACACUCGAACCCGUCAUCAGAAACGGGUGCAGACGGUUGACCUUUAUUUGCAACCCUCCCUGAUUAUUAGUUCCAGUGGUGAUCCGAAACGCCAGGUCAAUAAACUUAUUGUUCCAGUAAUCGCAUCUUCUUCUUCUUACGAACUGUUUCCUGGAACUCUCCUGUUCGCUUCUAUAGACCUCAGUCUUUGACGUCCCCUUCUCGGCUGGACUCUAAGCGGACUGUGAUUGACAGCGUCUGGGCCCCUUUCGUCUCGCCACUUUGAUGCGGAUAUUGUUAAUUCGUUUAGGAAUUCGGCCUUGUAGGUGUCCGUUACGAGUCAGUCGUUCACUAAAACAUGCAGGCCGGUUUUGUCCGACUCGCGUGUUUGACCUUUCAUGAGCGAAAGUUUUUUCUCCCUUAAAACUAGUCAAAUCACCCUGAUUUUUUUCUUUUCGAACAAAAGAGUGUUUUUACUGUCGCUAAUCUUUUUUUAAAAUAACACUGCGUAUUCUCUAAACAUGAAUAGAAUGCUGCACAUAGUUUGUCUACUUGCCCUAAAAUAUGCUUGAAAAUUUACUUUUAAUUACUCCGAUACCCCCCUUCCCCUGGGUGAUUAAUAAAAGAGCGUGUUUUAUUAUGGUCACUGUAUGGUGUGGCCAUCGCUGAUGGCUGUUCAAUGCUUUUUUACGGCAAAAUGUGUCUAUAAUCGUUAGUCAGUUAACAUCAGCAGGGUGAUUGACUCCGUUAUUAAAUGACUGACAAAGUCAUCCAAGCGCAUAUAUAGUCUGUAUUCAGCAGGUCAAUUGAAUAUUUGUCGGAGGAGGGCAAGUAGUCAUUUGAUCCUGCCGCUUAUUGAAAUUUGUAUUUCCGACAUGCCCAGUCAGCUUAAAACAAACUCCCCCAGCCAUGGCCGACCUGUCAAAAUUGAAAAGAAUCAUAUUCGUUCGGCUCCCCGUUUUUGCGCACAGCGACUCAUGUCUGGCCUGGAGGUCAUUCAUCUGGAGUCUAGCAGACCGGCUGCAAUGCGAUUUAGCAAUUGUGGACAGUACAGUGAGUGAACGAUCUCAUGAAAUGUUCGCCAAAAUUCUGAAAUGCGUUUCCAAUUAGGAAGGAUUAAUUAGGUGGGGUUGUAAUACUGAUUAUCUUGCGGUGUAAUCCUAUAAUAUUUUGGACUCGGCAGGAUGUCGGCUUUCAAAUGCACGUAAUUUAAAUCUCCUGUAGAAGUCGUGCUCGGUAAAAAAUGACUACGUAAGUAGCAUGCACUUUUCCCAUUGAUUUUCGAUGGCCUUGCAAAUUUAAAUACAUUUUAUAAGAAAUGUUAACAAAAAUAUGCUUUCUUUCACAAGUUUGAUAGGGAACCACCUCAUCUUUAUAUUUUAUACUCGAGGAAGCAUUAUAAUUAGGUUUCAAAAAAGUUUCCUAAUUCUCGAAUAAUUUGGAGCCUGGUCAACCGUUGCAUUUGCGCUUAGUGACUGCAGUCUACAAGCUUCAUGCGUUCCGCGUAAAUAAAAUCACAUAUUCUUCUAUAUCUUUAAAACAUUUCAUAUAAAGUCUAUAAAAUUUUGCAAUGGAUGCAGACUAUGUUGUACAUUUCAGGAGGCGUAGUGGUAAAAGCACAGGUAUGAUGCUGUAUGAAUAGCCAUCUCACGGUCUUAAAAAUUCGCAUAAUUAGAAACUUUUUUCAAACCUAAUUAUAAUGCUUCCUCGAGUAUAAAAUAUAAAGAUGAGGUGGUUCCCUAUCAAACUUGUGAAAGAAAGCAUAUUUUUGUUAACAUUUCUUAUAAAAUGUAUUUAAAUUUGCAAGGCCAUCGAAAAUCAAUGGGAAAAGCGCAUGCUACUUAAGUAGUCAUUUUUUACCGAGCACGACUUCUACAGGAGAUUUAAAUUACGUGCAUUUGAAAGCCGACAUCCUGCCGAGUCCAAAAUAUUAUAGGAUUACACCGCAAGAUAAUCAGUAUUACAACCCCACCUAAUUAAUCCUUCCUAAUUGGAAACGCAUUUCAGAAUUUUGGCGAACAUUUCAUGAGAUCGGUCACUCACUGUACAGGUCACUUGCGGAACACAGUGUCAGCCCUGAUGUCGACCUGUCCGCAGAGGUGGUUGUGCGCCAGCUUGAUCGAUGCUUCAUUUGCCUGCAUCAAGUUCAAACUAUCCGCAAGCACGCUGUCACAUCCACUGUCUAACAUCCACGGCAUUCUCCCUUUACCCCCAGUCCGUGCACGGGUUCUCUUGCUCGCGGGAUUAGUUCCACCUAGUUUGUUGUAACGUCAUGCUCCCCAAUACAAAAUCAUUUACACAAAAUUCAUCGCCAACUUAUUUGACUGGUCAUCUUGUUAGCUCUCUGUGACCUACCAAUAAGCAGCCUUCAUUGUCCACGUCCGGGAGAGGUUUCGAAUUUAAGAUAAGCGGCAUUAGUUACAGUAUUCGAGCGGUAUUUCUGGAACGAGGCAUGCUUUCCUACAAAGCAUUGUUUCUCCUGUCAAGUGGUUCAUAAACUACUUCGGAUUCACGAAUUAUGAUCAUUAAAAUUAUUAGCACUUCAACUCUUAAUGAACUUUAAUUGAAUUUUCAAGGGCAUCGAAAAUCAAUGAGAAAAUUGCAUGCUACUUAAGUAGUCAUUUUUUGCAGAGUAUAGAUCUUGUCUGUAUCCGAAAAUAAGUUCUUUCGAAAGCCGACACCCGGCGGUAACUGGAUCAUUAUAGAUUUAUGCUGCUUGACGAUUAGUUUUACAACACUACUUAAUUUAUCUUUUCGAAACGAGAACGCAUUUCGAAAUUUUGGUUGACAUUUCAUGAGUUAGCGCAUUUACUGUAGAUGUCAUUAUAACUGCAAUUGUUGUACCAUAUCCGCCGUCGACAGAUGUAGGUUUCAAUUGUCAGUCAAAGAGCAAUUUUGGGAUUCCUAAAAUAUAUGUGUACAAUGGCAGCGUAGCCGAACUGGGUGGUUAGAGGUAGUAGGUACAUAUUGCUUUUGAAAUAAGAUAUGAACGUACAGUCACAUCAUCAACUAACUCUAGCACUGUAAAUCGCAUAUUCCCAGGAAAGACGUCGUUUCAUGAAUUUCAAUCCAUGAAAAUAUGGUUAAUUUUGGUGAUCUCUAACGGUUGCUGCUAAACUGCGGUUCCCUGAUGUCCGACCAUGCGGCAAAAUAUAACUUAAGCAAUCUCCUGUAGCCAUUGUAUGGUUAAACGUCUGUUAGUGCGAGUUAGAGAGGAAAACUGGGCAAGAUCCUAUUUCGUAGCCGUACCUGUUAGAGAUUUAUGUUAGGGGUUAGGAGUUGGAGUUAGGGACUAGGAGUUGGGGUAAGGAGUUGGGAUAUGGGGUUAGGGAUUGGGGCUAGGGUUAAGGGUUAGGCUGGGGCUUGUCUACUGUAGAUACGGCUAAGAAAUAUGAUCCGACCGACAAUUGACUCAAAGCUGGGGUUGUACCUAGGACAACGCACGGAAGUUCAAUCUAAAUGACAUGGCCUUUAGAGUUACGUAACCUACUCGUCUGUCUAUUACGAUGUUCUUCAAAGCUAACAAGAAUGGCUAUAAUAUGCAUCCCAGAGGACACAUAGGCAAAGUGAAUGUAGACAGGUCAUAAUGAAACAUGCUUUCGAACAUAUCAGAACACACUUUUGCCAUUUACUAAAUUCACACACGUUUAUAAUUGUCGAUUUGUCAGCCCAGCAAGCACUUUAGGCCAUGCUUAUUGGUAACGAGGUGGCAGCCCGAACCUUGACUGGCCUGAUGCGUCCAAUCUCAAAUAAUGCCUACUGGGAGGCAAACGAAUGCACGCUUCUCCUGCUUCAAGACUUUAAGCAAUUUGGACUGUUGACACAUGCUUAAUAUUUCUCACUAAUUCGAAACGAUGCUUUUGAACACUCUGCAAUGUUAAGGGCAUACUCCGAAACAAAUGGAUCACGCGGACUCGUCUUUUCGCUUCUAUUGGCUAUGAUCACUAAAGUUAUUAGCACUUCAACUCUUAAUGCAACUCGAUCAGACAUGGUCAAGCAACAAAACUACUGUCACGGUAGUUGUUCCAUCCUCAAAAGGACAUUAGAUGAAGAAACGAUUUUACUUGACACGGCCUGAGUUGCCUCUCUUAUUUGUUUAUUUACCCAGCCAAAAUGCAAAGUGUGAAAAAUCAGUAGGCUUUCACGCAAGUCUGGUCUUUGUGGAUGAAAGAUACCAUGUCCAGAUUUGAAACGAACACCUUCUUGCUAUACUCGUUGUGCUCACACCUGCCUGUGCCAUUAUGCAGGAAAUUCUGACUUGCAUUGCCUAUUGAGACAUCUUUUAUUUUAAUAUUUUAUUUGAUACGAUUUUUUGGGACUAAACCCUUAAUCAGUAGUUAUUUUCACACAGUUCUAAUUUUAGAACGUACAAGGCAAUUUACCAACCCUUGUUCCGCGUACUGUGAUUGGCUAUUGAGACGUUUAUAAAUAGUGGGUUACAAACUCAUGCAGGCGUAGUCAAUUGGAUAUGUUCCGCCAAAUUAUAUUGCUCGUAGUUGUAUGCAGCGCUUUUGGAGAAGGUAAGGUCUUGAAAACUUGGAUUUUAAAAACACGUUGAAUUGUGCUAUUUUUCUUUACUUCAUAUGACAUUAAAAUUGCAUCAUUUAAAAGGAUCAGCAUCCAAUGCUAAUGACUGAAUUUACAGUUACAGAGUUCAAUAGUACCUUGGAAUUUAAACAGAACAGCGAUUACGUCUUCACGAAACAGCUGCAUGGGCAUGUGGAGGUACGUUUUUUCAAAUAAGGAGCACAAUGAUUUGCUAUUGUCAAUAAACUAACACAGAAGUCUUGUUUAUAGCGCAUGUUCGUGGACGGCGAGGAAAUUUCCAAUCCGAACAACGGAUCUCACUGUGUCGCGCCAAAUGACUGCUGGGAAGUCGUUGAACGUAAGGAAUGGAGCUCAUUUUGCGAUCCUCAAAACUUUACCUAAACAAAACAAACUCAGAUCAUUUCCUAGUUUUUUGUCAAAUUUUAGCAAAAGUUAAUUUAUGAUGAAACCGCAUUUCAAAUAGAAUGUCUUUGAUGCGGCGAGUUGGUAGUAGAUUGCAGUGAGAAAAACACAGCUCUAUGUGAUAGUCAUACAUGAGUGAAUUCCAUAAUGUUCAAUCGAUAUUUUAUUCUCAAGCCGAAAAAUUGCUGGUCGCAUACGGUCUUCUCAAGGGAUCCACCGCAUCAUUUACGGUGGAAUCUGCGAAUAUCCCCCACCGCCACCCAGUUGGAAUUCAGUAUAAGAAGGCAGGCACGCCAGAUUGUAAGUGGAAAGGACAUGUCAUUCAACCUAUUCCAGCAAUAGGGCAUUUUUCAAAUUACGACCGCAGCCUACAGCAGGCAUUUUCCUUUUACUUGGGGCUGCUCACCAGUCAGACACAUUAAAUAAACAGAGAAUUUUCUAUUUGUGUAUAUUGAGUCCGUCUGCAUUUACGACUUAACCACGUUUCUCGUCCACCUUACGAGUUGAAUACGUGUCAAAAUGUCCGUUUUAGACGACGCACUGAACUAUACAACGAGGCCUAUCUUGGCAAAAGAAAUUCUGGAAAAUGAAACUCUCGUUCACAUUCUAGUAUCCAGUUCGGGUAUCGGGGUAAAUAAUUACGUCAAAUAUGUAUGACUGAAAUAUCAUUUUUGCCAAAUUCGGCAUAAAGCUUUCGAUUAAGUGAUACGAUUUGCAUUCAUAUCAUUCAACUAUGGCCACUGCUUGUGAACAGAGCGUCGCGAAACAGUUACCAGUCAAUUUGUUACUAAAUUUAUUUGCAAUCUACGGCAAGUAAAAGAUUGUUAGUCGAUUUGAAUAAUGUUUAUUUGCCACAUUUUAUUCUAAAAGUAUAACAUUUGCCAUAACAGUUCGCCUUUCUAACAUUUUAGCACGUAAACGCCACUGGAAAUAUUACAACGACCCAUAGAGAUUAUACUGCCAUCUCCAUAUUUGGAAAGACCGGUACGUGCCUGCUCUGAAGUGAAAAGCGCGUUCAAUAAGUACACAACAUUCAAGCGACUGCAACAUAAUAUUGUAGACGAUAUUCAUGCUCAUACAGCCGAUUUAACCUCUGCCUUUGUUUUUUAGGUGUGAUGGCGUUCGACGUUGUUCUUUUCACCGGCCACCUGGGAACCAAACCGCGAAUAAUGGAGAUAAUGUUCAGUAACAGCACGGUUGACCGUAUUACGAUAACACCCUCCAAUAAACCCGAGGCGACAUCGCCAAUACUGACAUUCAUCGAUUUCGAGAAUUCCUUCAGGACGUAUUAA